Molecule: messenger RNA, 1571 nt
Organism: Centruroides sculpturatus (bark scorpion)
Lineage: Eukaryota; Metazoa; Arthropoda; Arachnida; Scorpiones; Buthidae
Product: neuronal acetylcholine receptor subunit alpha-6-like
Exons: 6
Coding region: 234-1430 (398 amino acids)
Biological process (GO): signal transduction; chemical synaptic transmission; monoatomic ion transmembrane transport
Cellular component (GO): membrane; synapse; neuron projection
Molecular function (GO): extracellular ligand-gated monoatomic ion channel activity; neurotransmitter receptor activity; transmembrane signaling receptor activity
Source: RefSeq, a predicted model, not a curated record
GUUAAAUUAAAUUAUUAAUUUGCAAAACGUAUUCCUCCAUAACAUAUUUUGUGAUGUCACAAAUGACAAUCAAAACAAUCAAAUGAGGAUAGAUUUCCGUCUAUCUUUUUAAUUGUACCGUUAGUGGUGGCGCUUUUAACACCCAUUCCAACUUCUAAGCCACAUACAUACAUACAGGACGGUGCAUACAAGCUGUUAACUUUGAUUCGUUAACAACCAAAAUAUUCUGAAGAAUGAAAAUAACUUUUAUUAUUUUUAUAGGAUUUUUUUCAAUUGGAUGUUUUGCACAGUAUCCAUAUCAACAGUUAAGACAGGAUCUUCUGAAAGAUUACGAUAAAUUUUCUCGACCCGUCCGUCAGCCAUCCACAGGAAUUACCAUAGAAACAUCUAUAACUCCUCUUUACAUUUCUGAUCUUAAUGAAGAUGAAUCGAAAUUAACAGUGGAAGGAUGGAUAAGUUUUAAAUGGAAAGACGAUAUUUUAAUGUGGGAUCCGAGUAAAUACUCCGGAAUAACCAGUAUUUCAAUACCUAAUUCAGAAGUAUGGAAACCGGAUUUAUCUGUAUAUAACAGCCAUCCGGCCAAACUUGUAGUGGAAACUUUAAAUGGAGAAACCAACAUGUUAAUUAGCAACGAUGGGACGGUUAUGUGGAUACCACCGAUCACAUUUUCUACGUUUUGUAUCAUCAACAGAUCAGGAAACGAUCAGAAAUGCAAUAUUACAAUAGGUUCCUGGACAGAAAACGUUAAUUAUAUAAAUUUGAAGUUAUCUAAAGAUAAAGUCGAUACUUCCCAUUUUUCCAAUACCAAUCCGAAAUGGGAAGUUGUGCGAUUCGAAGCAAUACGUCAAGAAAGAUUUUACGAGUGUUGUCCCGAAGCUUACGUCAGCAUUUCGUACAUCUUCGAACUGAGAAAAUGGCAUUCGAAAGCCGUUAAUGCUAAGGAAAUUAUGUGCGGAACCACUUUGAUCGCCAUCAUCCUCACCCUGGCUAUGUUUUGGUUACCAUCCGAUUCGGAGAAAAAAUUUACGUUGGGUGCUGUUUCCCUCCUCAUUCUAGCCAUGAUCUUGCUACUGGGUCAUCUCUCCAAACCUGGAUUAGAAGUAGCAGCCUCUUUCACCAGAAAUUCUUUGUUUAUAAUGGCGGCGGCCAUCUUAGUCGAGAUCGUCAUCGUAAACAUUUCCAGUAUGAAAACGGCUUGCAAGACUCCAAAGUUUCUUACUUCCGGUAUUAUCGGUCGAGUGUUAUUAUUAAAUUCAACCGAAUCUUCGAAUCAAUAUUCAGAUGCCGAGAAAAAUAGUAAAAUUACAAUACAAGCAAAUUUCACAGAUCAGAAGAGCGCUUGUCAAGGAUGGAGCAUCAUCGCUACUGCAUGCGAUCGAAUAUUUUUUUUCGUCUUUCUUCUCACUUUUAUCAUAGAAAGAAGCUUUUAAACAUAUAUACAUUAUAUGUUAUGUGCACUAUUAUAUAGUACAAGUCGACCCCCCUAUAACACUGUUGAUUUUUCCGUUUUAUAUGAAUUCCAUGUUAUACGAGUCACUUAGAUUUUACAAAUACGUGUGCCAGGGUGUGAA